AAAAAUCUUCAUAGGUUGACAUUGGAGAAGGGUAAGAUCGAUAUUUUAAGAGAGCAAAGCAUCCGGAUAAAAAGGAUCUCUGUUUUUGCUGUCUUGGUCUGAUUUUGCUGAGAAAAGUAACCUUCGAACCCUAGAUCAUCAUCGUCUUAAACGCAAUGGCGUCGAGAAUUGCAGCAAGAUACGUAUCCAGAAGGUUCUCGAGCGGUGGAAAAAUCCUCAGUGAAGAGGAAAAGGCUGCAGAGAACGUUUACAUCAAGAAAACUGAACAGGAGAAGUUGGAGAAGCUUGCACGCAAGGGCCCUAAACCAGAAGAAACAUCAACAGGCUCAAGUGGGUCAGUGGCUGAGGCCAAAACCAAUGGCCCUGCAUCAUCAACAUCUGGUGGUGUAUCAACAGACAAGAAUCGAAACUAUGCAGUUCUGGCAGGUGUCAUAACGGGUCUUGGUGUAUUGGGCUGGUAUCUCAAAUCAAGCUCCAAGAAGCCGGAAGAAGUCCAGGAUUGAGAGGUCAGGCGUAUCAAAGGAGGAACAGGUGAAGGCAGUCAGGUUUUUGUGUUAGGUUGGAUCUACGUAUCAGGCUUUCUAAAAGUGCUACUUGAGGAACACAAAUCAGAAUUGAGAUCUUGAUGACUCUUUUCUGUUGUUAUUCCCUUAAUAUGUUGUUGGUUGAUGCACACCAUCUCUAUAGAUAUUUUAUGCCAUAAGGGGGUUGCCAAGAAAAUGUGCACCUUUCAUUC
Molecule: messenger RNA, 736 nt
Organism: Macadamia integrifolia
Lineage: Eukaryota; Viridiplantae; Streptophyta; Magnoliopsida; Proteales; Proteaceae
Exons: 3
Coding region: 156-503 (115 amino acids)
Source: RefSeq, a predicted model, not a curated record